Plasmodium cynomolgi strain B is the source of this 1216-nucleotide messenger RNA. RefSeq names its product autophagocytosis associated protein C-terminal domain containing protein. The transcript is spliced from 13 exons. The record is from RefSeq and is a predicted model, not a curated record. Gene Ontology annotation, molecular function: Atg8-family ligase activity. Lineage: Eukaryota; Apicomplexa; Aconoidasida; Haemosporida; Plasmodiidae. Gene Ontology annotation, cellular component: cytoplasmic ubiquitin ligase complex; cytosol. Gene Ontology annotation, biological process: nucleophagy; autophagy of mitochondrion; autophagosome assembly. The annotation marks the transcript as partial.
CGCUUUGCCAUGCUGGUUAAGUGAUGUGGGCGUGUCAUCCAUGCCCUAUAUGUAAGCUACACAAAUCGACGAUUUACGACUCCUUUUUUGUAACUCUCCUGAAAUAAGCAUAAGCUGAGAUACACCGCGGAAGAUAAUUUCGCAAAAAUCGUCAUUCAUGUCGGGAACAUUGCAUUACGUUACAAAAACGUAGCACCUAUCAUAUACUGUCAUAAGUAACACGGGACGUUGUAAACACUUUUAGCCACAUUCAAAGCGUACUGGCAAUAGGAUUUUGUUUCCUUUUUUUUUUUUUUUUUUAACACCAAUUAAGGGGGGAGAAGGAAUGCUGUAAAAACAGCAGGGGCUUUAGUUCGAAGUAAGGGCUUCUUUACAAACAGACCACAUUUUUUUAAACCAACCAUCCUGGAAUGAGCGAACCAAUAAAUGUAAAGCAUAAGAUAGGAGAUACAUAUCGAAAGGUGUACUCAUAUUUUAAGCCAAUCACAAAUUCGUCUUCAUUUGUUAAAAAUGGGACACUGACCCCAGCGGAGUUUGUGGACGCGGGGGAUUUUCUGAAAACUGUUGAAAACGAUUGGCUGCUUCCAAGUUACGAAGAGGAGAACAACGCCACUGACAUAGAUGAGUACAUGCUUCAUUUGGAGCCCCCCCCCAGAAGUGCGCCCCUACAGGAAAAGGCGCAUAACCAACACGAUGACUCGGUGGAAGAAGACGACGAGGCCAUUGACAUAAAUAACUUUGACGCACACUUUGACCCAAACUUUGACCUCAUUAAGGAAGAUGACCCAGCCGCGCUGGACCACGCAGGGCUUUAUUCUUACAGUGGGCAGAAUGAUAACGUUAUGAAAAUACGCACGUACGAUGUGAGCAUAACCUACGACAAGUAUUAUGAAACUCCUCGGAUAUGGCUGUUUGGAUAUGACGAAAAUGGGCACCCGCUAAAAUCGGAGGAAAUUUUUGAAGACAUCUCUGCAGAGUACAGUUACGAGACGGUUACUUAUGACCCCCACCCGUGCACAGGUGUAAUGACUGCAUCUAUCCAUCCGUGCAGACACGGCGAAGCGAUGUUAAACAUUGUAAAAAAUUGGAUGAGCGAAGGAAAGGAACCGAGGCAUGAUCUGUACCUCCUAUUUCUUUUGAAGUUUGUCUCUGGCGUGAUACCAACGAUCGAGUAUGACUUCACAACGGAUAUAGAGCUCCCGAGGGAUGAUAGCCA